GUGACUGGUCUCCCCAUCCAUCCUCCUCGCUCGCCCGGUGUGCCACCGUCCUACGUCCCCGGCACCGAGUCCUCGGCCCCGGUGCGCGUCUAUUAGGAGGCGCGUGGUAGUGAUGGCGGCGCUCAGUGAGGCUUUCCAGUCACUGGAUACUACUACUCCCAGCCCGCCUCGGAGCCGCCCGAACCACCCCUCGGUCUUUAGUUUACGAGUGGCAAUUUGACUUGCUGUGCUGCAUGUCUGGAGGCACUGAGGAAAGUGUGGAGACGCCCCGGGCAUUCAGGGAUCGUAGCUUGGAAAGCAAUACAGCCAAACAAAUAAACAAAACCCACCCACCCUAAUAAAUAUGAGGCUGCUGGAGAGGGUGAGGAAAGAAUGGUUCAUGGUCGGGAUUGUGGUGGCGAUCGGCGCCGCUAAGCUGGAGCCCUCGGUCGGAGUGAACGGGGGUCCCCUGAAGCCAGAGAUAACUGUGUCCUACAUCGCUGUCGCUACGAUAUUCUUCAACAGUGGACUGUCGUUAAAAACAGAGGAGCUGACCAGCGCAUUGGUGCAUUUGAAACUGCAUCUCUUCAUCCAGAUCUUCACACUUGCCUUCUUCCCAGCAACAAUAUGGCUCUUCCUUCAGCUCUUGUCAGUCACCUCCAUCAAUGAGUGGCUUUUAAAAGGUUUGCAGACAGUAGGUUGCAUGCCUCCCCCUGUGUCUUCUGCCGUGAUUUUAACCAAGGCAGUUGGCGGAAAUGAGGCAGCUGCGAUAUUUAAUUCAGCAUUUGGAAGUUUUUUGGGCAUCGUUGUAACUCCCGUGCUGCUGCUGCUUUUCCUUGGCUCCUCCUCUUCUGUGCCUUUUACAUCAAUUUUCUCUCAGCUUUUCGUGACAGUGGUGGUUCCUCUUGUUAUUGGUCAGAUCAUCCGAAGAUACAUCAAGGACUGGCUGGAAAGGAAGAAGCCCCCUUUCGGAGCCGUCAGCAGCAGCGUCCUCCUCAUGAUCAUCUACACCACCUUCUGCGACACGUUCUCCAACCCGCUCAUCGACCUGGACCUGUUCAGCCUCGUCGUUGUGCUGUUCAUAAUAGUCUCCGUCCAGCUGAGCUUCAUGCUUGUGACCUUCCUCUUCUCAACACGGAACAACUCGGGUUUCACACCAGCAGACACGGUGGCUAUCAUCUUCUGCUCUACACACAAGUCCCUCACACUGGGAGUUCCGAUGCUGAAGAUAGUGUUUGCAGGCCACGAGCAUCUCUCGUUGAUAUCGGUACCCUUGCUCAUCUACCACCCAGCCCAGAUCCUUCUGGGGAGUGUGCUAGUGCCAACGAUAAAGUCUUGGAUGGUGUCGAGGCAGAAGGGAGUGAAGUUGACAAGACCAACAGUGUGACUCAGGAAGCGCCUUCCUGACGCUGUGUAUAUAUGUACAGGCUUGUACAUACAGGGGACUCUGAGGACUUGUCCUUGUGAAUGUUGCUUUGAUGCCUAUUUUAUUUUUUUACAGAAAAAAAAAAAUGAUAUACCUGUUUAAAGUGCCUUAAAAUGUUCUUGACAAGAGCGUUAUUUCCAAAUCGUACUCCGUUGGCUACUUCCAGGGUGGUGCAGUAUUUUGAACUUUUUUUUUC
This is a messenger RNA of Acomys russatus (golden spiny mouse), 1601 nucleotides long. It is a transcript of the gene Slc10a7, whose product is annotated as solute carrier family 10 member 7. NCBI's taxonomy places the organism in Eukaryota, Metazoa, Chordata, Mammalia, Rodentia, Muridae. The transcript has 12 exons. Gene Ontology annotation, cellular component: plasma membrane. Bases 344 to 1366 code for a protein of 340 amino acids. The record is from RefSeq and is a predicted model, not a curated record.